Molecule: messenger RNA, 3321 nt
Organism: Colletotrichum destructivum
Lineage: Eukaryota; Fungi; Ascomycota; Sordariomycetes; Glomerellales; Glomerellaceae
Product: Putative glycosyl transferase CAP10 domain-containing protein
Exons: 3
Coding region: 285-2915 (876 amino acids)
Source: RefSeq, a predicted model, not a curated record
CUAACAAGCCACACGCUAGCAUGGCGCAGCGUAUUGGCUAUGGAUCGGCAUGGCAUGUAAUUUGCUGCCCUCCCGUCGUCAGAUGGCCGAAAAGGGCAUCCUCGGCCAAGUCGAUAUGGCCUGUUGGCGACGCCCAACACACCUUUCUUUUGCUACCUGUCUGACUCCCCCGAGGGCGCACCCACCUCUAGAUCCUAUUGUCUUGUCCUUCAUUCACUCGCCUGUGGACUCAUGUCAGCCUCGUGUUAUCCCAGUCCCCUCGUUUGCAAACCGUCCCCAGGGCGAUGAUGUGGAAACCGCCACGUUCAGCAGACGUCGGCUCUCUCACGGGAUCGGCCGGAGCAGCUACGGUUUACACGGUCCUAGCGCAUUGCCUCUCCUCCGAGCGUGCGGAAUUACCGUCCGAGUUGCUCUGCUGGCUCAUCUUGCCGAUUCUUUUUCGAAGUGCUCACGCCCAUGCGAAAAGGUACGGUGGCGAUGACUCGAAGUUCUCCAAGGCGGUUCUCCCUAGCAACACCAAACAGGCCGUCGAGCCUGCGCCCUCUUCAGCGUCCUUGUGGAUUGUUGCGAUAGGGGUCGUUGCAGUUUCCAUCUACAAGGCCGAGUGCAAAAGGUUUAUAGCUUUCUUUCCGCUUUUAUCCCCGAUUCUCUUAGCCGUCCAACAGUAUGCCUUCCAAUCCGAGCCCGCCUCCGAACCUUUGCUCCAGCCGACCACCCAUUCGAGAAUAUCCGCAUUUGCCUUUGAUACGAUACCAGGGACCCUUUCGGCGGGGCUUCUCUCAACGCUCGUGCUGUCAGGUGGUGACCUCCGGGCCUCGGCGCUGUCAAUUGUCCCCGUCGUCGCGAUGCUGGUCGUAUACGCCGCCCUCGAACACGGCAGCACGACUGAACGGACGCGGUUCUUUUCACGUCUCGACAUCCAGAGGUCCAUCUUGCCACUUGCGUUUCGGGUCUUCAUCCUGUUGGCUGUCUGUCUUGCCAUCGAUACCGCCCUGUUCGGCUUCCGGACAGCUCAUGUGCCAACCACCAUCGCCUUGGGCACUACCAAAGCUCUCUCUUGGUACUUUACAGCAAGAGCGGCCAACGAUGCGUCCUGGCGGAUUGCGCCCGCCAUAGGAACAUUUGGUAUCGCGUCCACUCGCGACCCGUUCACACAGCCCUCAGAGACCCGUGCACUAUCAAACAUUGCAGUGUCACUCUUGUCUCUGGCCUCGGUGUCUCACAUGACCCCACAGACGUCGAGAACAAGAUCGACGCUAUGGAUUCUGGCCCUCGUGUCAUUGGGUCCGUAUUUCACCAACGUCAUCGCCAUCGCCGCCGCGAGGUCCGCGGCGCAGAGCUUUGCCGGCCACAGCCACAAGCAUCCCGUCGAGAUGCUCAGCCGUGCCGGAGAUGCCAAGUUCGAAAACUUGCUGAGAACGCAGUCGCAGAACUACACCGAGGCACACGACGAAUACAGGCGGCGGUACGGGCUGGAGCCGCCACCAGGCUUUGAGGCAUGGUAUGAGUUCGCAGCAGCCAACGAAUCCCCCGUUAUCGACGAUUUCGAUUCGAUAUUCAACGCCGUGUCGCCAUUCCUCGCCUUGAGUGGCGAAGAGUUUGGCAAAGUGAUGCGUGAUGCUUACCAUGCGCCGGGUAGCGACCUAUGGUUAUGCUCAUUCUCCAAGGCACGAGCCGAAACUCACUGCGAGCAUCCAUAUCGCACUUUCGAUAGACAUAUUGCGGCAUCUUUUAGCAGCAGGCUGCAGGGGUUCAACGGGGGCCCUAUUCCCGACACGCAGUUCAUCGUGAACCAUCUUGAUGAACCACGAGUCAUGGUGCCGCCCAUGGGAACUAGAGAUGGAGGAAAGGGGGACGCCUUGCGCAACGGACGAUAUAAUCUUAAGAACAUGUCAGGACGACCAGUUCACCACGAAGUUGUCAAGUACUGCGAAUCUCAAGAACUCCCGUUGUCCCAUGAUGAAGGCAUGACCGAAACCAUCAGUUCCAGCAACCAGAUCUACGGCCUUCCCUUCAUCUCGCACCCGUCAUUAGCUACGGACCUGUGCCGACAACCCGAAAAAGGCGCUCUGCACGGUCUCAUUGCACGACCGCAGUCUUUUCGCCUCAUCGAGGGGCUAGUGCCGGUGCUCUCUACAGGAUCGCUAUCAACGAUGGGCGACAUUCUGUUUCCGAGCCCGGCAUACCUGGAGCCCGAGUUCAUAUACGACGAGAGGCACGACGUGGAGUGGUCCGAGAAGCGCAAUGACGUCUACUGGGCGGGCUCCAACACCGGCGGUCUCGCCUCCGACGAGCACUGGAUGAAUUACCAACGCCAGAGGUUCGUGGCGCUCGCGCAGAACUUGCAGAAGCCCGAGAAGCAGGAGCAUGUCUAUCUGAGGCACGUCGACGGCGUUGUUGAGCGCGUGAAGUCGUCGUUCCUGAACAGCAGGUUGUACGACGUCGCCUUCACGCGCAUAUUCCAGUGUGAGAAAAGACAAUGCAGAGACCAGAAGUCCUACUUCGAGGCCAAGUCCUGGGCCGAUAAGGACGAAGCGCUCCGCUCCCGCCUCGUCUUCGACCUGGACGGGAACGGCAUCAGCGGGCGAUACUACAAGCUCUUGGCCUCGAGGUCGGUGCCCCUGAAACAGACCCUGCUCCGGGAAUGGCACGAUGACAGGCUCGUCCCGUGGGUGCAUUACGUGCCCGUCAGUCUCGGCAUGGAGGAGCUCCCGGAGCUGGUUACGUACCUCACCACGACCGAGGCCGGCCAGCGAAGAGCCCGGCAGAUUGCGGAGCAGGGGAGGGAUUGGUACUCCAAGGCGUUUCGAGAAGUCGACUUUGCGGUUUAUUCAAGCAGGCUUAUGCUGGAAUUGGCGAGGCUACAGGAUCCCGACCGACAAGCACUUGGCAAAGUCACGAGGUCGACACCCUAGUGUGUAGGACGCAGAGGUGAUGUCGAUUAUCUUAUUAAUAUCCAACAAGCCACGCUUUUCCAGCUGUAUGAAACUGUUAUAUGUCUUUCAUAUCGCAUCGCAAAGACGAGCCAGGAGACAUAGACGCAGCGGGUUGAAUUGUGGCCAACCACGAGCAGCACGCGACUUUCCGGCUCAUGUUCGGCCAUAUCCAGCCGUCAACCGUACUGUUUUCAUCGAUGUUGGGUCACGGCUUAGACCUAAUAUGCUAUCGAGUUAGGUAGAGGCCUGAUGUCCCCUUUACAAGGGACAACGCAACCAAAGCGGCCAUUUGGUACAAGGGAGAGUUUUAUCAUUCAACAGUUUGCAUGUCAACAAGUGGCAACUUGCCAUUUGAUUGAAGCCUCCCACUUCGGGUCAGGGGGGG